Messenger RNA from Sclerotinia borealis F-4128, 501 nucleotides. The record is from the annotation of a GenBank genome assembly. Lineage: Eukaryota; Fungi; Ascomycota; Leotiomycetes; Helotiales; Sclerotiniaceae.
AUGUGCUCAUCCGAUAUCUUCCUCGGCUUGAUCGCCAUCCUCUUUCCUCCUCUCGCAGUCUGGGUAAAACGCGGCCUCUGCUCCGUCGACUCCCUCAUCAACAUUCUCCUCUGCAUGCUCGGAUUCAUCCCGGGACUCCUACACGCCUGGUACAUAAUUGCCAAAUUUCCCGAGCAAGACUAUGACUACGACAGUAUCCCCGACUCGGAAGGAGGCGCUCGUGUAACCUAUGUGGUGGUACAAGGACAAGGACCUCAUGGGGGAACCCAGCGAGUACCGAAGAAUGCGAGAGUCCAGCGUCAGCAACAGGGGUAUGGAACCACGGCUCCGAUGGAAGCGCCGACGGUGCAGCAGCAGCAGAAUGGUAGUUGGGCUAUUGCGGGAGAGGAUGCGCAGGGUGUCGCACAGGGGAGGGGUGGAGAGGGAAGUAGUGGGGGGGCCGUGCCGCCGACGUAUGCGGAGGCUGUUAAGGGGGAUCAUAAGGUGCAGUCGAGGGAUUAG